AUGCAGCUUGCUUCCUCAGUUGCUACUCGGGCCGCGAGGCUGGCUCCUCGAAGCGUGAUCCCGUCGACCCCGAAACCUGCCCCAAAGAUUCCCGGACAUCUACCUGGCGCGUACAACCCAUCGACCGCUCUUUGGCAUCAUGACUCGGGGGAAACUUCAUCGAUCCAGACCGUGAGAGACGAGACGGAACUGGCGCAGCUGUUGGACGCCACCCGGCCCAGCUCUCUCGUAGUAGUCAAGUUCGGCAAAGCUCUCUGCAAAGCUUCCAAGGCGGUCGAGGAAAAGUUCAAGCAAACGGCUGCUGAGUUUUCCGAGUGCGAUAAAACGGACGUGCAAUUCGCCAGCGUCGAUUCGGGCAGCAAUUGGCUUCUGUGCAAGAAAAUGGGCGUCAGAUCGGUGCCCCACGUACAGAUUUUUUCCGGCUACAACGGCAAGAUUGCCGACUUCAGCCUUGCCCCUCCCGAAUACGAUACCCUCGACGCUCUGCUGGGCGAACGGCGCGACUCGAUGCUCGCUUGGAAACAAUAG
Messenger RNA from Ectocarpus siliculosus, 528 nucleotides. The record is from the annotation of a GenBank genome assembly. Lineage: Eukaryota; Phaeophyceae; Ectocarpales; Ectocarpaceae.